UUCUUCUUUUUUCCCAGCCGUCGACGUCAAUAAAAAACACUAUUCAAAUCCGAUUCUCAAGUAAAACCCCUCCUCUUGCCGUCGUGCAGUGACCGUCACCACCGGCCACCGCUGGCACCGUCGUGCGCCAACCGUCUAAAUCUUCACCACCGCUGCCGGCCGUCGUCUUUAACCGUCUCAUCCCACGCAAUCAACUGUUCAUUAUCGACUCUCUCGCCAUAAUGUCAGCAAGAGGUAAAGUUCCGGCCAUUGGAAUCGACCUUGGUACUACGUACUCGUGUGUGGCUGUUUGGCAACACAACCGAGUUGAGAUCAUAGCAAACGAUCAAGGUAACCGAACCACCCCCUCGUACGUCGCUUUCAACGAAACUGAACGUUUGGUUGGGGAUGCUGCCAAGAACCAGGCUGCUUAUAAUCCCACCAACACCAUCUUCGAUGUCAAACGGCUGAUUGGAAGAAGAGCAAGUGACAAAAUCGUUCAGGACGACAUGAAACUGUGGCCUUUCAAAGUCGUGGCUGGAAAAGGUGACAAGCCAAAAAUCGUAGUCACAUACAAGAACGAAAUUAAAGAAUUUGCUGCUGAAGAAAUAUCUUCUAUGGUUUUAGCCAAGAUGAAAGGCAUUGCGGAGACAUUUCUAGGAUCGAAAGUUGAAAAGGCUGUCGUCACUGUUCCUGCUUAUUUCAGUGAUUCUCAACGCCAAUCAACGAAAGAUGCUGCAAUGGUUUCUGGACUCGAGGUUCUGCGCAUGAUUCAUGAACCUACAGCUGCUGCAAUCGCUUAUGCACUAGACAAAAGAGCCAGUGUAGAUGGCAAGAUGAAUGUGUUAGUUUUUGACUUGGGUGGUGGUACUUUUGAUGUCUCCAUUCUCACCAUUGAUGACGCGGGAGUGAUUGAGGUUAAAGCUACGGGUGGUGAUACACAUCUGGGAGGUGAGGACUUUGAUAACAGAAUGGUGAACUAUUACGUCUCUGAAAUCAAGAGAAAACACAAAGUGGAUAUUAGCAAGAACGUAAAAGCUUUGGGUAGGUUAAGGGUUAGUUGUGAGAGGGCAAAGAGAACUAUUUCAACAGCCUCUCAGACUACAAUCGAUAUCGAAUGUUUGUUUAAUGGAAUCGAUUUUUCUACAAAGUUUACUAGGGCUAAAUUCGAAGAGGUGAACAUGGAGUUGUUCAAGAAGUGCAUGGCUACUGUGAAAACUUGUUUACAAGAUUUAAAUAUGAACAAGGAUAGCAUUGAUGAAGUGGUUCUUGUUGGCGGGUCGACCCGGAUACCCAAGAUACAAGUACUAUUGCAGGAGUUUUUUAACGGAAAGGUACUUUGCCAAGGAAUCAAUCCCGAUGAAGCUGUUGCGUAUGGUGCGGGGAUUCUAGCUGCAAAGUUAAGUGGCACGGGUGACGAAGCUGUGCAGACUCUAGAGCUAAUUGAUAUUACGCCUUUGUCUCUCGGUGUGGGGGGUGAUAAAGAUGUUAUGUCGGUUUUAAUUCCACGAAAUUCGCCUAUACCGACCAAAAAAGAAUAUACAUUCUAUACAAUUUUCGACAAUCAAACGUAUAUGGAUCUUCCAGUGUAUCAAGGUGAGAGAUCGAAGUGCACGGAAAACUAUCUUUUGUCACAAUUUUGGUUGUCUGAUCUUCCCCCUGCUCGUCGUGGGGUAGUUGAAGUAACUGUAUGCUUUACGAUAGACGCCAAUGGGAUACUUCAUGUCUCGGCGAGAGAAGCAACUAGCGGAAGUAACAACGCAAUAAAGAUAACCAACGAGGGUGGUCUGACAAAAGAUGAUAUUAAGAAGAUGAUUGAAGAUGCCGAACGUUACAAGUUGGAGGAUGAAGCACACAUGAAGAAAGUGAUGGCCCAUGAAGCUUUAACUGAUUAUGUUUAUAAAUUAAGAGACAACAUUAAGGAUUACAAGGUUCGAAUGAGGCUUAGAGAGACGGCAUUGAGUGUAAAAGAGUUGAAAGAAAUAGACCAACAGAUUGAGGACGCAAUCGAGUGGCUUGAUGAACACCCGGAUGCGGAAGUUGUUGACUUGGAGGACAAGGAAGCAGAGCUUAACAACAUAUGUAGGCUUACCAAGUUAAACCUGCAUUGAGAAACAAAGGUCAUCAAACGUACUGCCUUUACUCUCUAAAAGUAGUAAUCUUUUGAUUAUAAUAUGUAGACUUACAAGUAGAUGCUUUUGACCCAUGAAAAUCUAUGAGAGAUCAUGUGUACUCACUGUUCUUUUGUUAUGAAGAUACCAUUACUUUGGCUUUGUUUAAGGUUUAGGGGUAUGAACCAAAGUAGUACUAAUUACUCAAUGGGGUGUUCAUAAACUGACAAAACCGACCGAACCUCCCAAACUAAA
Messenger RNA from Helianthus annuus (common sunflower), 2345 nucleotides. Its product is annotated as heat shock 70 kDa protein 4. The record is from RefSeq and is a predicted model, not a curated record. The coding region runs from base 222 to 2090 and encodes 622 amino acids. Gene Ontology annotation, biological process: cellular response to unfolded protein; protein refolding. Lineage: Eukaryota; Viridiplantae; Streptophyta; Magnoliopsida; Asterales; Asteraceae. The transcript has 3 exons. Gene Ontology annotation, cellular component: cytoplasm. Gene Ontology annotation, molecular function: misfolded protein binding; ATP-dependent protein folding chaperone; ATP hydrolysis activity.